GCCCGGAGAGCUGGGGAGUCGGUGCCAUUCUGAGCUGCCCUGCGCUGGUAAUUCCUACAGAAACUUGUACCAACUUGUUUUUGACUGACAGUGAACAGCCAGAGUGUUUCUUCACUUUGAAAACCCUCCGCACCUAUCUUUCCAAGGCACCCUGCAUGGACUGAUCAUUUCCUUGCCUGGUCGCCCAGGAGCCUGCACUGGGCACUCUUUGCAGGCCAUAGCAGGACCCCAUGGUAGCCAGGUGGGUGAAGGGGAGCGAGGACGUGCCAUUUGCCCAGCAGAAGAUUCCUGACUUACAGAGUGGUGCCAGGAGCCUGAAAAUGGAUGCCAUCCACAUUGGCAUGUCCAGUGCCCCCCUGGUGAAGCACGCCAAUGGAGUCGGACUCAAGGCCCACAGACCUCGAGUCAUGUCCAAGAGUGGACACAGCAAUGUGAGAAUUGACAAAGUAGAUGGCAUCUAUCUGCUCUACCUUCAGGACUUGUGGACAACGGUCAUCGACAUGAAGUGGCGGUACAAACUCACCCUGUUUGCGGCCACAUUUGUGAUGACCUGGUUUCUGUUUGGAGUGGUCUACUAUGCCAUAGCGUUCCUUCACGGCGACUUGGAACUCGGGGACCCUAAUUCUAACCACACGCCCUGCAUUAUGAAGGUGGAUUCUCUCACGGGAGCAUUCCUCUUUUCCCUGGAAUCCCAGACAACCAUUGGCUACGGGGUCCGUUCCAUCACAGAGGAGUGUCCUCACGCCAUUUUCCUCUUGGUUGCCCAACUGGUCAUCACCACACUGAUUGAGAUCUUCAUUACGGGGACCUUCCUGGCCAAGAUCGCAAGACCCAAGAAGCGAGCUGAGACCAUCAAGUUCAGCCACUGCGCUGUCAUCAGCAAGCAGAACGGGAAGCUGUGCCUGGUCAUCCAGGUGGCCAACAUGAGGAAGAGCCUCCUGAUCCAGUGUCAGCUCUCUGGGAAACUCCUACAGACGCACGUCACCAAGGAGGGAGAGCGCAUCCUCCUCAACCAGGCCACCGUCAAAUUCCACGUGGACUCCUCUUCUGAGAGCCCCUUUCUCAUUCUGCCCAUGACCUUCUACCACGUGUUGGAUGAGACAAGCCCCCUGCGGGACCUCACCCCGCAGAACCUAAAGGAGAAGGAGUUUGAACUGGUGGUCCUUCUCAAUGCCACCGUGGAGUCCACCAGCGCCGUCUGCCAGAGUCGAACAUCUUACAUCCCGGAGGAGAUCUACUGGGGCUUUGAGUUUGUGCCUGUGGUUUCUCUCUCCAAAAAUGGAAAGUACGUGGCUGACUUCAGCCAGUUUGAGCAGAUCCGGAAGAGCCCGGAUUGUACCUUCUACUGUGCGGAUUCCGAGAAACAGAAGCUGGAAGAGCAGUACAGACAGGAGGACCAGAGGGAGCGCGAGCUGAGGAGCCUCCUGCUACAGCAGAGCAAUGUCUGACCCCGGCUGGCCUCUGGGCCCCCCCCCCCCAGAGCUGCCUCCUCACCAGAGCUCCUCUCAAAAACCAACAGCUGCUGUGAACAUGGGCCAGGACUUGAUAUCAAACCACAAAGAUAUUCAUGGCCCAGCUUUCUCUUUGUUCUGGUGGCUGAACAAACCUCUCUGCAUAUAAAAAGAUUUCUUCAGAGUGCCUGGUCAGGACUAAACACUCAAAUUCAGAUUUUUGCCCCCCUAAAAUAGAGGGAAUUCCUGUUUGGGUGACAGACAUGUAGCCAUGUUGACAGAAUGAAAUGUAUGUUUGUAGAAGAACAUCAUCUUAUAAUCUGAAGUAUUUAUUAAUCCACCUGUCAAGGGCAUCGUCAGUGGGUGAGGUCUAAGGCGGGAUUCACUAUUUGCUUGUAUCACUGCCUGAGAACCUGCUCCUUCUCGUGUCUAAGUAUGUAUGUUGUAUUUGCAGUGAUGGCUACCUGGUAAUGACCAAAAAGUGUUGGGAAAGCAGGGACUUCAAGCUUGAAAAAUACAUUCAUUUCAUUUUGACGUUUUCCAGUGGGCUUAACUGUGUGGAGUGAAAGUAACCAAACAAGGAUCUAGGAGUUCUGCAAUAUAUCUGUAUCUUGAUUCUAUCAUCCCUGUUACUCUUGGUGGAAGCAUGCACCAGCCUCUUUUUGCCUUCAAGACAAGCCAAACAGCACCAUUUCAGGACAUACUGGCAACAUACACAAUCGGGUUUCAGCCAGGCUUACAGAACCAUCAGUAUUAUAAGCUCUGUUUCGAGCAAUGUGGUCAACGUCAUUUUUCUAGAUCCAUAUGAAAAAAAUGACUGUGUGGGUUCUGUGUCCUUAUGACCGCCAGAUCCGCCCUCCUGUUGGGGUUGUUGUCAGUAUCUCUCAGACAUUUCAGUGUUUUCUUGUGUGCAUACCUUGACCACAAAGAAAUUACACAAAAUCACCGAUGUCUUAAGAAUGAAACAGCUCCUCGAGGGCUGUGAUUGUCACAGCCAUGAUAAGUAUGUGGCUUGAUCAUUAUAGUCCCCACAAAAGAAAAUUGAAGCUGUGUCACAAUACAGGAUGUCUGCAUAGAUCCUGCAGUUCCUGAGGCCGGGUGAUAACAGGAAGAAGGGGAGAGGAGGGAGAGGUGUUUGUAAGCAAGGGGACCCCUCAGGCAAGAGCCUAAACACACCUCCUACAACUCAGCCUUACAAGGGGGACAUUUUACCUCUUAAAAUACUAGAGUUUAAUGCCUGCAUUUUAGGGGAGAGAGAAUAAGUGGCCAGGAGUGGGUAAAUAUGUAAACAGUGUGUGCUCCUUUUAUUCAAAUCAGAGCAAACUGUAAAUUCUCUCAAGUGCCAUGCAACCACGAAUGUGCAGGCAACACACACACAAUGCACCUACGUACACAUGCACACACAUACACACACACACACACACACCUCAUACAAAAUGUAUACGUAUGCCCUGACUCUGCAAAUACAAUCUCAAGCCUCUGGCAUCAGAUGCCACACGUAAGAAAGUCCACCUGCAUUGCCUUCAUGUUUAUUUGAUCUUAUGAGAAGAUGAACACUUUGACUCCGAGAAGUUGGGGAGACUUAACUGGAUCCAGCUGCUGGUGUGAGCUGCUGCACACCCAGCCAUAUCUUCAUGCGGCCACAUUUGCACGUGUUCUUCCUUUGAACAACAACAACAAAAUGUGAAAGUAAAAUCUCUGAAUUGGAACUGAAUUAGUGUAGCGAGAGUCAGAGACUCAUUGAGGAAAAGUUUGCAGAAUAAUUUCUGUUAAUAAAGGGAGGAUCUAGGGCAGGAGAAAUGGACCAGUGGUGAGGGCAUGCGGUCACCGGUUCAAAUCCUCAGCACCCAUCUAAAGAGCCAUGGAAGAUUGCAUAUGCUGGUAACCCCAGUGCUGUGGGGAGCUGAAAUAGGAACACAGCUGCAGCUUCCUGGCUGCCAGAUGAGCUCCAGGCUUAGUUAAUAUGAGACCCCCAUCUCGGGGGAAUAAGGCAGAAUUGAUGGAAGAGGACAGGUACCUACUCCUCUGGACUGCAGGCAUACACACAUGCACGCACACACGCGUAUACAUAUGUGCAUGUACACACAUGCACACAAGUAAAUACACACACACAGACUGUUAUCUUCAGUCAUUCAGGAGUAUUUUUUUUCUUGAUUUCAUGGCAGACUUAGGUUGCCACUCUUCAAAAACCGUUAGCCAUUUGCCUGUUUAGACACUAGCCCCUCUAGCCACUGAUCCUGUGUAUUCGUGUUGUAUAUAGUAGUAGAAUCAAUAGGAAAAACCACGCCACAGGGUUGUUUUGUGUCUUUUCUAUUGCAUUAUGAAAUUGCUCACACAUCCACCUUGGUGCCCUCUGAAUCCAUCUGAUACCAACAAUUCAGUAACUAGACUCGCUUCUGUUGAAGGCGGUACAGUGAGGACGUGUCAGACUCAAAAUCAUCUUUGCUAGCCAAAUUUGGAAUAUCUGAUUAUCUGAUUUAUUUUCAAUACGCAGAAACAUACAUAGUGCCUUCAAAACCAAUGUAUGGGCCAGGUGUGCUGGUACAUGCCUGUAACCCCAGCACGUGGGAGGCAGAGGUACAAGGAUCAGGAGUUCAAGGCCAGCCUUGAGGACAUAUCACCUGCACUAGGUCAACUCCUCUAUUAAGAAGUACAAUAAAUCAUAUUGCAACAUAAUACUUACUAAAUAGUUCUAUGGCUGACUGGUUUUGAAACUCAACAGUCUGCAGAGUCACUUAGCUAUGAUCACUUUGAAUGACACACUCUCGUGUUCUCGUGUUGAUAUACCAACAGAGGAGUUAAGUAGUGUAACCUUCCUGGGCGUGAUCUAGGCAGGCUUCAGAUGGAAACAGACUCAUAAGCGUCAUCAAAACCAUGGAGUGUUUAACCCAAGACAAGCUUUGUGAUUUCCAGAAACACAGUGUAUCCGCCUUCUCGGUGGCUGCUCACAACAUGCUUCACCGUGGAGGGCACGGGGCCAGCAGCAGCAGAUCCAUGGGCACCCAAGCCAUUUCUUCUGCCUUGCUGCCCGGGACCCCAGACACCAAAGAGAGCUGCAACCUCUGACUUGCAUGAUGAGCCACCUUGGGCUGGGGGUGAGAGCUAAACACUGUUGCUCUUUUUUCUUUUUAUUCAUGGGGAAAAUUAACAGUGCAGUUUUUGAAUAUCUACAAUUAAUGCAUAAUGGUAAGAAAAGAUAAUAAUAUUCAUUAGU
Alexandromys fortis (reed vole) is the source of this 4665-nucleotide messenger RNA. RefSeq names its product potassium inwardly rectifying channel subfamily J member 15 (gene Kcnj15). Bases 231 to 1448 code for a protein of 405 amino acids. Gene Ontology annotation, cellular component: plasma membrane. The transcript is spliced from 4 exons. The record is from RefSeq and is a predicted model, not a curated record. NCBI's taxonomy places the organism in Eukaryota, Metazoa, Chordata, Mammalia, Rodentia, Cricetidae. Gene Ontology annotation, molecular function: inward rectifier potassium channel activity. Gene Ontology annotation, biological process: regulation of monoatomic ion transmembrane transport; potassium ion import across plasma membrane.